GCGUAGAGACCGUUAGAAAGACGUGUGUGUGUGCGCCGCUCCGCACGACCUCAGCUCAGACGACUCGACAAAAACUCUAAAAAUACACGAAUUUCAAUACCGACGCAACUUUGUGGGAUCCACUAAGAUGUUCAGUGAUUUCUAAAACUCCAUGAGUCUCAAGUGUCGUUGCAUCGAAAAUGUGAAUCUGAUGAAAGUAGGGAGUGUGCUUUCUAAUAAUUAAUUUCGUACUGAGAUGUCGGCAAUUGUAUUUAUACAUAAACCUACAUGAAUUUUAGUGAGAAGGUAAUGCGAGGAAAGAACAGUACCAAGUUUUAUUUGGUGGUAGUGACACUAGCACUUGGGUAUGCGUCGGGUGAGAUCCAGUGUCGGCGCGGGGUCAGCUGGUGGGACCGCGAGCGUGGCGUCUGCGCCCCCUGCACACGAUGCGACCCAGCACGCCGCCUCGCCGUCAUGUACCCGUGCGAGUUGCACAGAGACACCAUUUGCCAGCCUUUUUACCAAAUACAAUUCUUCCCAUUCAAGACGAACACGAACUCGAACAGUAGUGACCCAAGUGCAUCCAGUGACAGUGAAUACGAAUACGUGGACUACGUGGACACUAGUGAAGUGAUAAAUGAAAGUGAGGACGAGGGCCGGUGGGACUUCCAGGUGUCCGGUGUAACGAUAGCGGCUAGUGGUUGUGUAGUUUUCUUUUUAGUGGUGCUUUACUUCUCGCUCACUCAUGCAAAGCAGUGGAAAGUGUUGAAGCAAACGCUCCAGUCAGACAUGCAAGAUCUGACUGCGAAGAUGAAACUGAUGGAGGCUGGCGGGGAGGCGAGUGAACCGGUUGCUGCAGACCACCACGUUUACUGCAACGUGCACGUCGGGAAAGACAUACUGCUGGGUCCAGCUGCUGUGAAAAAAGGAUUGGGCAACGUUUACACUCAAGAGAAACAUCCGCCAUUAUAAUCUCGAAAGUAGACGCCUCUAGCAAAGUACAAAUUGAAUUCUUCUAAAGAACCUCGCCUAUCACCGAGAGAUUUUAAUAAACGAUUAUAUUUUAUUUUGUUUAAAAAUAAAUAUUAACAGUAUUCUGAUGUUAAUUUCAUCUGCAUGGAAAAAAUCCUAUUCAAACUGCUAUCCUCUUUUCACCUCCCAAAUGAUGUUUUCUGUUAUAAAAACGAUAAAAGUUAUGAUCUUUCCCGGGACUCAAACUACAUCUAUACCAAAUUCAUCUAAAACGGUUUUGCAGUUUAAGCGUGAAGAGGUAAUAGAAAGACGCACUUUCUAUCCGCGUUAUAGUUAGUUUUUUGAGAGUCC
Molecule: messenger RNA, 1302 nt
Organism: Chilo suppressalis (striped riceborer)
Lineage: Eukaryota; Metazoa; Arthropoda; Insecta; Lepidoptera; Crambidae
Source: the annotation of a GenBank genome assembly